GGUCUGGGAACAACUUGAGAAAGGAGGCCAUUCACUAGCCUGUUUUAGCUACACACACCUAGCUACUGUUAGCUAGCCGGCGGCUAACGCGCAAGCUAAUCGUCAGUUUGUCUUAAUGUCGCCCAUCUUACCAAGUGAUGGCAAGAGAACAGUGUUCACAAACCGAAGCUGAACUGUAUUACCUCAUUGCCAGAUUUCUGCAGUCUGGACCUUGUAAAAAAUCUGCACAGAUUCUGAUUGAGGAGCUGGAGGAGUAUGAGUUGGUCCCUGAACGAUGGAGUUGGGACGGGAAGAAAUACAAGCGGACCUUCCAAGAAUGGGUGAUUGUGAACCAGCACAUUCCUGCAGACUAUCUGCUCCAUGUUUGCCAGCGCAUAGGCCCUCUUAUAGAGAAGGAGAUCCCACCCAGCGUUCCUGGAGUCCAGACACUUCUGGGGCUGGGAAAACAGUCCUUGCUUCGUACCACCAAAAGUUGUAGCCACAAAGUAUGCAGUGGCUCAGCUGUCGCUGCACUCCACCGAGGACGUCCACCAGAACCUCCAGUCAGCAAUGGAAAUCCUCCCAAUGUUGUGUCCAUCAUGGGUGCGCGCCAGGCCACAGGCACCGCUCGUUUUGGCCAGGUCCUGCCAUCUUCCUCCUACCAACACAUGAAGAUACACAAACGUAUCCUUGGCCACCUUUCUUCAGUCUACUGUGUAGCCUUUGAUCGCACUGGUCGUCGGAUAUUUACGGGUUCUGAUGACUGCCUGGUGAAAAUCUGGGCCACAGAUGACGGACGACUCCUGUCAACACUCCGCGGCCACUCAGCAGAGAUCUGUGACAUGGCCGUCAACCACGAGAAUACUCUCCUUGCCUCAGCCAGCUGUGACAAAACCAUCAGAGUUUGGUGCCUACGUACCUGUGCACCCAUCACUGUUCUGCAGGCCCAUGGUGCCUCCAUCACAUCCAUACAGUUUUGUCCUGCUGUAAAAGGGACAACGCGGUACCUGGCCUCCACCGGUGCAGACGGCAUGGUGUGUUUCUGGAAGUGGCACUCGGUCAGCAUGAAAUUCAAUGAUCAACCAGUCAAGUUUGUUGAGCGGUCACGUCCAGGAGUACAGGUCUCCACUUCCUCCUUCAGUAGUGGUGGUAUGUUCAUGGCUACCGGUGGCACUGAUCAUUUGAUCAGGGUCUACUACCUUGGUGCUGAAACACCUAUGAAGGUCUCUGAGAUGGAUGCUCACUCGGAUAAAGUUGUAGUCGUCCAGUUUAGCAAUAACAGCGACAGCCUAAGGUUUGUAAGUGGCAGUCGCGACGGCACAGCCAGGAUCUGGCAUUACCAGCAACAAGAGUGGAAGAGUGUCACUUUAGACAUGGCUGCCAGGCUGCCUGGGAGUGCUGCUGUCAAUGGAGAUGAUAAAACCAAGCUGGUGGUGACCAUGGUGGCCUGGGACCGUGCAGAUAGCACCAUAAUCACAGCAGUGUCAAACUACCUGCUCAAAGUGUGGAGCACAACCACUGGACAGCUGCUGCAUGUGUUAUCUGGUCAUGAUGAUGAGGUUUUUGUGAUGGAGGCUCACCCGUUUGACUCCCGCAUCAUGCUAUCUGCCGGCCAUGAUGGCAACAUUUACAUCUGGGACCUGACCAAAGGAUCGAAAAUCCGCAACUUCUUCAACAUGAUUGAAGGGCAAGGCCACGGUGCUAUUUUUGACUGCAAGUUCUCAGCCGAUGGGCAGCAUUUUGCCUGCACUGACUCACACGGCCAUUUGCUCAUCUUUGGCUUUGGCUGCAGCAGACCAUAUGAGAAGAUUCCUGACCAGAUGUUUUUCCACACGGACUACCGACCUCUUAUUCGUGACUCUAACAACUACGUGCUGGACGAGCAGACGCAGCAAGCCCCACACCUCAUGCCUCCACCCUUCCUGGUGGAUGUUGACGGGAAUCCUCACCCUCCUCACUACCAGCGCCUGGUGCCAGGGAGAGAGAACUGCCAGGAGGAGCAGCUAGUACCCCAGCUAGGAUACAUGGCUAACAGCGAUGGAGAGUUGGUUGAGCAGGUACUUGGCCAGCAAACGGCAGAAAACAGAGAGAGCCUGUUGGACAAUCUCAUCAGACAGUUGCAGAACGAGCAGGACGAGCUUCAGAAUGCAGAAGUGCAGGCAGAAGAGGCAGAGGGUAUGUUGUACUUUACAUCACCUGAUGCAGCAGAGACGGUGGCCUCCUCCCCAGCUGCUGGAUCACGCAGAAGCGGGCAGGUGGAUGGCGUGUGGCAGAUGCCGCAUAAUGCCCUGCGUAGUCAAGUGGCCACCGAGAGAGACUUGCUGGCCUGGAGCCACAGAGUGAUGGUCAACGAAGUGCCGCAUGGGACAUUCAGAGCUUUUGAGGAGUGCAGACGAGCAAAAGGCGACAUGGAGUGUUCUCUAUACAAUGCAGAGAGGAGGAAGAAACCAGUAACGUGCACUCCCAAGAGCGAUCCAAUGAAUUCCCGCCUGCGCUCCCUGCGGCCGACCAAGAAGAAGCAGCAGCGGCACGCCUAUCAGACGCGCUCAGCCCAAGUCCGCCGUCCUGGGACCAGGAGUCGAGUUCCCAACAACCGACGUAACUCUGACAGCCAGAUAGACUCUGACAGUGAUGGAGAUGCAGCGGAACAGGUGGAGCAAAGUGAAGCCUCUUCUGAUGGUGAAGCUCAGUGGCAGAGUGAAAGCAGUUCCAGUAACUCCUCCAGUGAAUAUUCUGAUUGGACAGCCGAUGCUGGGAUCAAUCUCCAGCCGCCAAAGCGACCAACCAGGAGGCCCGUACAGCCCCAGGGUUACAGCAGCUCUGAGGAGGAAGAAGGCGAUGACAAGGCAAAGGAGGCCAAGAAGAGGGACAAUGAGAAGAGGAAGAAGCCCAAGGAGACCAAACAGAAACCCACGUCCUCUCUGGCUGGACUUGAUGCGGAGGAGUGGCUGCCACCAUCGUGGAUAAUGGAAACUAUCCCACGCCGCUCUCCUUUUGUUCCACAAAUGGGAGAUGAGCUCAUGUACUUCAAACAGGGCCAUCAGGCCUACGUACGGGCUGUCCGCAGGGCCAAGGCAUACAGCAUCAAUCCUCAGAAACAGCCGUGGAACAAACUCGACAUCAGGGACCAGGAAUCUGUGAAGGUGGUUGGAAUUAAAUAUGAAGUGGGACCUCCCACCCUCUGCUGCUUAAAACUGGCUUUCUUGGACCCAGUCUCAGGGAAGAUGACCAAUGAUUCUUUCUCCUUAAAGUACCAUGACAUGCCUGAUGUCAUAGAUUUCCUGGUACUGCAACAGUUUUACAAUGAGGCUAAAGAGCACAACUGGCAGCCAGGUAUGAGGUUCCGGAGCAUCAUCGAUGACGCCUGGUGGUUUGGCUCUGUGGAGGACCAGGAGCCUCUGCAGCCGGAGUAUCCAGAUAGCCUGUUUCAGUGCUUUGCAGUAAAGUGGGAUAAUGGUGAGCGGGAGAAAAUGAGUCCCUGGGACAUGGAGCCUAUUCCUGAGGAAGCUGCAUUGCCAGAACAGGUUGGUGAUGGCGUGGAGGUGGCAGAGGAGGAGAUAAAGGCUCUACUUUACAGGCCUCAGGAAGGAGAAUGGGGGGCUCACACACGAGAUGAAGAGUGUGAGAGAGUCAUCCAUGGCAUCGAUCAGCUUCUUACACUGGAGGUGGCCAAGCCAUUCGCGUCACCAGUAAACCUGCGGGACUACCCUCUGUACUGCACUGUGGUGGCUUACCUCACUGACCUCAGCACAAUCCGCAAACGACUGGAGAACCGCUUCUACAGGCGGAUUUCUGCAUUAAUGUGGGAGGUGCGCUACAUUGAACACAACGCACGCACUUUCAACGAACCGCAGAGCCCCAUUGUAGCAUCUGCCAAGGUGGUGACUGACGUUCUCCUGCACUACAUUGGGGACCAGAGCUGCACAGACAUCUUGGAUCUGUAUCACAAACUGAAGUAUGAGAUCAGCAGCGGAGGAGAAGCUGAGGCUGAGUUGGAUGUGGACUCUGACACUCCAGGAACAUCUACAGGACAUCGGGGAUCUAACCCGAAUUCUAAGAAACGUGGUGUGGCUUUGGAUGUGAAAGCAUGGCGAGGUCAAUGCCGAGAGCUGCUGCGUCGAAUGAAGGCCUCGCCGGAUUCAGAACCUUUCAGACAGCCUGUGGAUCUCUUUGAGUAUCCGGACUACCGAGACAUCAUUGACACUCCCAUGGAUCUGGGUACAGUGUCAGAGACGCUGGUUGAAGGGAAUUAUGAAAACCCAAUGGAGUUUGCCAAAGACAUCCGCCUCAUUUUCAGCAACUCCAAAGCAUACACACCUAACAAGAAAUCACAGAUCUACACCAUGACCCUCAGCUUGUCGGCCUUCUUUGAAAAACACAUCAUCGCCAUCAUCUCUGACUACAAGUCAGCCCUUCAGAAUGAACGGCGGUCUCGUCAGAGGCUCAGUUACAGGGACAGAUUGCACAACGGAGGCAGCUCCCCGCCUAUUAGUCCAUCCCCCAGUCAUAAAGGGAAGCACAAGUCAGGGAAGGUGUCAAAGCCAAAAAAAUCCCAGACCUCAACCAAGAAUCGUUCUCAGAGACCACAUCAGGCUCAGCAAAGCAGCAGUGUAGCAGAGGAAGAGGACACGCAGCCUUCUUCUCCAAGUUCAGGGACGAGCAGCGAGAGCAGAGACCAGGGGCCACACCGCGUGACCCGCAGCCAAGCAACUCCAGAGAAGAAGUCAGGGCACCAGCGUAACUUGCAUCUAAGUAACGGCUCCAGACAGCGCCACAGGCGAGAAGCGCAACAGUCUGACGACAAUGAGGAGGCGUCCGGAUCCAACAGCUCCUCGUCAGAAUCGUCUUCCACCUCAUCAUCAUCAUCCUCUUCCUCGUCGUCGUCGGACAGUGACAACAGCUCUGAUUCUGAGAUGGAGAAGUACGUGGAAGGUGGAGAUCACGACUACAGCAAAGCCCCCUGCCUUUCAGUACGCCUCUCAGCUAAGGGUAAGGUGGCGGCCUCAGGGAAGAGGAGACACAAGGGAGAAAAGGACGAGGCACAGAGACCUAAAAGAGCACGAGUGCAGCUGCCGGUAGAGGAUGAGGAUGAGGAUGAGGAUGAUGAAGAAGAAGAAGAAGAGGAAGAGGAGGAAGAGGAGGAGGAGGAGGAGGAAGAGCAGCUGCAACAGCAACCAGUGAUUGUAAGACAAGAAGAGGAUGAGGGAGAGGAGGAGGAGCCUGAGGAGGAGGAGGAGCCUGAGGAGGAAGAGGAGGAGCCUGAGGAGGAAGAGGAGGAGCCUGAGGAGGAGGAGGAGGAGCCUGAGGAGGAGGAGGAGGACAACUCUGCGGUGCAGAAAGGUGCUGCAGCGGCAGCAGCAGCUUGCAGUCCGAAAGGCAACCAGUCCAAGUCUCGGCGGGUCAAUACACGCAACCAGGGCCGCAGAACAGUUCUGUACAGGGACGACUCAGAGGACGAUGGCCAUGGGUCAAAAGAAGACCCCCUCAACCUGGGUAUGUCCCGCUCAGGACGGGUACGCCGUAUGACUGAGAAAGCCCGUGUCAGCCACCUCAUGGGCUGGGGUCACUGACACCUCGCCACUUUUCAAACCUCAAUAAAAACAGCUGUUAAACAUGAGUAAUACUUCAGGGAUUUUUUUUCUUUCUUUUUGUACAAGUGUGUAUAUAUAAAAUAUAUAUAUAUAUAUAUAUGGUUUUUUCAGACUGCUUAUGACUGUCAAACUGAUAGCUGGUGCUCAUGAGAUGUUGCCAAGGAGUUUGCUUCCCUGGUCAACAGAGCUACUGUUCAACACGGACCUUCUCCAACUGGACUAACUCACCUCGGCCUUACUGCUCGCUGGAGGAGUCUUUAAGACACGGCACUGCUCUUCUUCUCCUCCUCCUUGUCCUGUGCGUUCCACGUCCAGUACUAAACACUAUACCCCGCCUCCUUUCUACUCCCCUCGCCCCACCCACAACUUUUCUUACUCCUGGUCACCAAAGAAGGAUGCGGAGAUGCCAAAAAAUGGUGCUCAUAUUUUAUUUCUCUGUUGUGUUGAUUUUUCUCAACAAGUAAAUUUAACAAAGCGUUUCAUGCCAGUGGUCACUAAUCCAGACUCGACCACCAUGUAAUCACUUAAGGUCACUGAUGUCAACUUUUUUGGUACUUGGUCUUUCCACACAACCACAAGCCUUAGUUUUCAGGGCUCACAUCAGUCAGAUUUUAUUCUUUCUGUGGCUGGAGUCAUGACAAGUGUAGUUCGGGCACUAGCAAUACUGAGGAAUCAGACUGAAGUCAGUAGAAUACAGUACUAUAGUAAUACCCCAGCUCCUACAGCCGUUGGUGGACAACUUGACGCCCUUGGCCUGUGAAUGUUUAAUGUUUUCCCUUCUUCCCUUUUGGUGGUGUUGACUGUUUUAGGCUCUUCAAUUCUGGUUUUUGGUUAGAAUUGGGUGCUUGUAUGUGUUGUUUCUUUUUUUGAUUUUUUAUUUUUUUUUUUCUUGGGUAAAAAAGCCACUGCGUCCAGUUUGUGUUUGUACUGUUGUGCGCCCUUGAUGGAUCAGAGUUGCAUCUGUUCAUGGUUGCUUCCACAACACCUUCUCCACUCAGCAUGUGCAAAAGCAAGGGGUCCCUGGCCUACUCUCUUACACAGAAAUAUUUAUUUUUCCAUUGUACUAUACCUGGGUUACUUUAACUAUUUUGUACAUUAAUAGUGAUGAGAAAAGGAAAAUAUUUGCACAUUUAUCUACUCCACGUGGCAGCUGAGUAAUACAAAUAUUAGAGGAGGAGAGACCUCAUGAUUUUUGUGUAAGAUUGUUUGAACUGUGCCAGCACACAUUACUUUGGUCUUUCUUUUAUUUUUAACAAGUAGCAAGUUAAACCUGUGUAUGGUGAAGAUGAAGGUCUCAUCUGAUUGGCAAUCUUAUUCAUGCUUUCUUUUGGCGUAAAGCAAAGGUAGCAACCAUGGAUAAGCCCUUUGUUAUUAUGUUGCCAUCCCCCCCCCCCCACCUCUUGUUUCUUAACAUCUGUGGUCUGAUGGGUUUUCUAGCUUCGGGUAGAUCAACUGCGCGCAUGAUUGCUUUUCCCAUAAUGUACUACAAUUUUACAAAUUUAGUUGGUGUCAGAAUCACUGUGUCCAGUUUAAAGAGUGAUUCUAGGCCUCCCUUGUGGGAUUACAACAAAACGGGUGCACCCUUUUUUGUUUUUCUUUUUUUACACCAAUAAUGUUUACUUUAAAGCUUGUGCAGUCGUCGGUUGGUAAAUCAAUUGAGUCAGUGUCCAGUCAGGAGAAACCAGGAAAGCUGACUCUCAAAAUCUCAUUUUAACACUGGUUGCUCUUAUCCAAACACACCACCUCAUCAGUCUGCCUCUGUGUGGUCACUGAAAUAAGAGAGGCCUCAGAGGUUAUUUUGUUGUUUUGUCUUUAUUAUUUUUUGGGGGGGGGGCGAGCUAAAGAGUUUGGUUUGUGUUGGUUUCUCAGAGAUAAAAAAAAAAAAAAAAAAAAAAGAAAUACUAGGGUGCUCCGAGCGGCAGCAUUAACUGGCGUCUUGAAAUUAUUCUGGUUGAGUGUGAGAAGACUAAGAUUCAUAUUUUGGAAUCUUAUUUUCGUAUAGUAGAUGGCUCUUAGUCUUGCCUCAAUAUCAGAUUAGUUGAUGACAAAUACAACAGUAAGAUUCUACUGUAGGUGGAAUGAGCUUAUGUGACUGUCUUUUAUACACAAUGUUUUGAUUGUAUGUGUUUUCUUUUUUUAAUUAAAAACAGAUUUCUCAAAAUGAA
This is a messenger RNA of Micropterus dolomieu (smallmouth bass), 7735 nucleotides long. RefSeq names its product bromodomain and WD repeat domain containing 3 (gene brwd3). The transcript is spliced from 40 exons. Gene Ontology annotation, molecular function: protein binding. Lineage: Eukaryota; Metazoa; Chordata; Actinopteri; Centrarchiformes; Centrarchidae. The record is from RefSeq and is a predicted model, not a curated record. Bases 138 to 5549 code for a protein of 1803 amino acids. Gene Ontology annotation, cellular component: nucleus. Gene Ontology annotation, biological process: cytoskeleton organization; regulation of transcription by RNA polymerase II; regulation of cell shape.